CCAAAAAUUGUCAAAUCCAAAAGAAAAGGUCAGUUAUUUUCCUCCACUGACUCAACGUCCAUUAUCAGAUUGUCUCUGCCAAUAACCUAGCAAAAGGUACGGCAAACCUGACACCCUAAUUUCUCUUGCUCUCUCUCCCUCUGGAAUAUACUUUCUGUAUCUCUCUUACUCUUUAUAAAUGCAAGAAACUUGAUUAGAGGCCACAGUAACUAUGGCAUCCCUGAGAUUACCCAUUUCUUUGGACAAAUUCGAUUCGAAGAAAUCAAAUUUCUCUAGAAACCCACAUCAAUUUUCCACUUAUACCUCAACAUUUUCCAUUUCUAGUUGUAUUCUUUCAACUAGAGCUUGCAUAAUUGCCACUGUGAGUAGAUUCAGUCCAAUUAAUGUAUCUAGACUUGAAACCGAAUUGUCUGAAAAAGUUUUAUCCACAACUAGCGAUUUGGUUCAUGAAACUAUAAAUGAGGAUUUAGUUGAACAAAAUCAGGAUUUGAAGCGUGAAAUCAAGAAGAAGUAUAAGGGUGGAAAGAGAGGGAUGAAAAGACAAGAGGGUUUGAAGUUUCGUUACAAAAGAAAUGGAAGUGAACCAAACAUAGAGGAUUUUUUUGUGCAUGAUAGUGAAUUUGAUGUUAAUUACUCUGUUAUUAAGUCCAACUUGAGCUUAGAACAAUGUAAUUAUAUUUUGAAAAGGCUUGAGGGGUGUAGUAGUGAUAGUGAAAGCAAGACAUUGAGGUUUUUUGAGUGGAUGAGGAGUAAUCGGAAGCUAGAAAAGAAUGUGAGUGCUUAUAACACGAUUCUUCGAGUAUUGGGUAGGAUGGAAGAUUGGGAUUCUGCAGAGAGGAUGAUUAGGGAAGUGGGCGAUAGGUUUUCUGAUGAACUAGAUUUUCGAAUUUUUAACAGUCUCAUCUAUGUUUGUACUAAGCGGGGGCAUAUGAAAUUUGGUGGGAAAUGGUUUCGGAUGAUGUUGGAACUUGGUGUUCAACCUAACAUUGCCACCUUUGGCAUGCUCAUGGGGCUUUACCAAAAGGGUUGGAAUGUUGAGGAGGCAGAGUUUGUUUUUGCCAAGAUGAGGAGUUUUGGAAUUGUAUGUCAAUCUGCAUACUCUGCGAUGAUUACCAUUUACACCCGUCUAAGUUUAUAUGACAAAGCAGAACAGGUUAUUGGCUUAAUGAGAGAAGAUAAAGUGGUGCUGAACUUGGAGAAUUGGUUGGUGUUGCUUAAUGCUUAUAGCCAGCAAGGCCGGUUAGAAGAGGCUGAGCAGGUUUUCGUUGCAAUGCAAGAAGCCAAUCUUUCUCCCAAUAUUGUUGCAUACAAUACACUUAUAACUGGGUAUGGAAAGUCAUCAAAUAUGGCUGCUGCUCAACGUGUGUUUGUAGACAUCCAGAAUGUUGGAUUGGAGCCUGAUGAAACUACUUACCGUUCCAUGAUCGAGGGUUGGGGUCGAAUUGGCAGUUAUAAGGAGGCAGAAUUGUAUUUUAAGGAACUUAAGAGGUUGGGAUUCAAACCUAACUCAUCUAAUUUGUAUACACUAAUAAACUUACAAGCAAAACACGGUGAUGAAGAGGGUGCUAUUAGAACUCUUGAGGAUAUGCUGAAGAUAGGAUGUCAGUACCCUUCAAUACUUGGCACUCUACUGAAAGCAUAUGAGAAGGCUGGAAGGAUUAAUAAAGUCCCUCUCCUUUUGAAAGGUUCUUUCUAUCACCAUGUUCUCGUAAACCAGACUUCUUGUUCCACUCUGGUCAUGGCUUAUGUGAAGCACUGCUUGGUUGAUGAUGCAUUAAAAGUUUUGGGAGACAAACAGUGGAAUGAUCCUGUUUUUGAGGAUAACUUGUAUCAUUUGUUAAUUUGUUCGUGCAAGGAGUUGGGUUAUCUUGAGAAUGCUGUCAAGAUAUACACUCAAAUGCCCAAAUCUGAUGAUAAGUUAAAUCUGCACAUCAGUUGUACCAUGAUUGACAUUUAUGGUGCACUUGGUUUAUUUUUUGAAGGAGAUAAACUCUAUUUGAAAAUAAAAUCUUCUGGAAUUUCUUUAGACAUGAUUGCCUAUAGCAUUGUUGUAAGAAUGUAUGUGAAAGCUGGAUCCCUGAAAGCUGCUUGCUCUGUUCUGGAAACUAUGGAGAAGCAAAAGGACAUAAUUCCAGACAUUUACCUCUUUCGUGACAUGCUUCGUAUUUAUCAACAAUGUGGAAUGAUGAGCAAGUUAAAAGAUCUCUAUUACAAAAUCUUGAGAAGUGAAGUUGUUUGGGAUCAAGAAUUAUACAAUUGUGUCAUAAACUGUUGUGCUCGUGCUGUACCGAUCGAUGAUCUUUCUGAACUUUUCAAUGAGAUGCUUCAUCGAGGCUUUUCUCCUAAUACUAUUACCUUCAAUGUCAUGCUUGAUGCUUAUGGAAAAGCUAAGCUCUUCAAUAAGGCUAGAGAAUUGUUCAUGAUGGCAAGAAAGCAAGGCAUGAUUGAUGUAAUCUCUUACAAUACUAUGAUAGCUGCUUAUGGACAUGAUAGAGACUUCAAGAAUAUGGCUUCAACUAUACAGAAUAUGCAAUUUGACGGGUUUUCAGUUUCUCUUGAAGCCUAUAAUUGCAUGUUGGAUGCUUAUGGUAAAAGAGGUCAAAUGGAAAGUUUUAAAAAUGUCUUGCAACGAAUGAAGCAAUCGAGUUGCACUUCUGACCAUUAUACAUACAAUAUUAUGAUCAAUGUUUAUGGAGAGCAAGGAUGGAUUGAUGAAGUAGCAGAAGUGCUGGCAGAACUGAAAGAAAGCGGACUGGGACCUAAUUUGUGCAGCUAUAACACAUUGAUAAAGGCAUACGGAAUUGCUGGGAUGAUUGAAGAAGCCAUCGAUUUGGUCAAGGAAAUGAGAAAAAGUGGAAUAGAACCCAAUAAGAUAACUUACACCAAUUUGAUUACUGCCUUGCAAAAGAAUGAUAAAUAUUUGGAAGCUGUUAAAUGGUCCUUGUGGAUGAAGCAGCUGGGGCUAUAGAGCACAUUGAAGCAAUGUACAUAUAUUUCCUCCAGUUCCAGUAUUUUCUUCACCAAUGCCUCUCCAUGCUUGGAACUGGUCGGUAUGCAGAGCUAAAGAAGUCUCAACAUUUUGCCGUCCUUGAUUCUAGACAUUCUGGACGAUGAAGUUAUUCCUGUUAUAUGAAAAACUGAAAGGCAUACAGAGAACAAAGAAGUGGAGAAUCCUAGCCUGCAUUGCUCUAAGGAGGUACAGGGAAGUGGAUAGUCUUUUGAUGAAGUAUAAUAAAAUAGAAACAAGUUCAAGGUAGGACGUGAUGGUUUAUAGAUUUCAUGAUUUGAUGCAACUAGUGUAACUAGGUGUUUCUUUACAUCAGCAUUUGAAAUAAGAUUCAGAACAUUUUAACUCUCAAUUGUUUUUUCUUUAUCCAGUAAUAGAAUCAGUAUGUACAAAAUUUCAUUUUUGCAAAUCAAUGAAAUCUCUUCCCUCAAAA
Jatropha curcas is the source of this 3440-nucleotide messenger RNA. Its product is annotated as Tetratricopeptide repeat (TPR)-like superfamily protein. Lineage: Eukaryota; Viridiplantae; Streptophyta; Magnoliopsida; Malpighiales; Euphorbiaceae. Gene Ontology annotation, biological process: mitochondria-nucleus signaling pathway; chloroplast-nucleus signaling pathway. Gene Ontology annotation, cellular component: chloroplast. The record is from RefSeq and is a predicted model, not a curated record. Gene Ontology annotation, molecular function: protein binding.